This is a messenger RNA of Carassius carassius (crucian carp), 1359 nucleotides long. RefSeq names its product Fc receptor-like protein 5. NCBI's taxonomy places the organism in Eukaryota, Metazoa, Chordata, Actinopteri, Cypriniformes, Cyprinidae. Gene Ontology annotation, biological process: cell surface receptor signaling pathway. The record is from RefSeq and is a predicted model, not a curated record. The coding region runs from base 1 to 1296 and encodes 431 amino acids. Gene Ontology annotation, molecular function: transmembrane signaling receptor activity. The transcript has 5 exons.
AUGGGAGAUGGAUGGGACUUUUACUGGUACAAACACACACUGAACUCUGAGACAAAGACAGAAACAAACUCCUACAGAGUGAAGAUUGAUUCAGUGUCUGAUGGAGGCCAGUACUGGUGUAGAGCUGGAAGAGGGAAACCAGUCUACUACACACAAUACAGUGAUGCACUGUGGGUAAAUAUUACAGUGAGUCCUAAAGCUGUGGUGAUGGUACGACCGGAUGAACAAGUGUUCAGAGGAGAAACAGUCUCUCUCAGAUGUGAUAUAAAGUGGGGAGGAGACACUGAGUGGACGUACAGAUGGGAAACAGAGGGAACAAACUACCAACAUAAAACCUCUGUCAACCGAACCUCAACACAAGAGCUGAACAUCAGCAGUGUUAAAGACUUUCACCGUGGUAAAUACACCUGUACAGGACAGAUGGGAACACAAAGCUCUCAGCGCAGUGAUGCUGUUACACUGAAUGUAUCAGCUGAAGCUCAGGCAGCAGUGCGAGUGUCUCUACAGCCGUGGCUGACUGAAGGAGACUCAGUGACUCUGAUCUGUGAGGUUACAGUCUCCUCUACAGGCUGGACGUUCAGCUGGUUCAGAGAUGAUGAUCAUCUGUCCGACAGCAGCAGAGGAGCUGGAGGCUCUUACACUCUCAGUCCUGCUGCUCUACAGCACACAGGAGUUUAUACGUGCAGAGCAGAGAGAGGACGACCGGCCUAUUACACAAAGACCAGUAACACACAGCCCCUGUGGAUCACUGGUGUUUCUCCUUCAGUGUCUCUGGUGGUCCGUCCCAGCAGAAGUCAACACUUCUCAUCUGACUCUCUCUCUCUGAGCUGUGAGGAUCAGACGAACUCUUCUGGAUGGACAGUGAGAAGAUACACAGACAGAAACACAGAAGAUUGUUCAAAACUAACAGGAUCUACGUGUCGACUCGUCUCUCUCAGCACAUCUGACUCUGGAGUUUACUGGUGUCAGUCUGAAUCUGGAGAGAAACGUCAUCCUCUAAACAUCACUGUACACGAUGGUGAUGUGAUUCUGGAGAGUUCUGUUGAUCCUGUGAUUGAGGGACAUACUCUGACUCUACACUGUUUACAUCGAUCUACAAACUCCUCGAUCCUCAGAGCUGAUUUCUAUAAAGACGGAUCACUCGUCCAGAAUCAGACGACAGGAGAGAUGAUCAUCACGACUGUCUCAGAGUCAGACGAGGGUUUCUACUACUGUAAAACAGAGAGAGGACAGUCACUGCACAGCUGGAUCUCAGUCAGAGGUGAGAGUCUGUGGAGAUCAGUCUCUGUCCGCUGAUUUGAUUUCAUUCAGUUAGUUAUUGACAGAUGUGUUUAUUCUUUCAGAAAACUCACAUGAACU